Salvelinus sp. IW2-2015 is the source of this 2297-nucleotide messenger RNA. RefSeq names its product UDP-Gal:betaGal beta 1,3-galactosyltransferase polypeptide 6 (gene b3galt6). The record is from RefSeq and is a predicted model, not a curated record. Lineage: Eukaryota; Metazoa; Chordata; Actinopteri; Salmoniformes; Salmonidae. Gene Ontology annotation, molecular function: UDP-galactosyltransferase activity. Gene Ontology annotation, cellular component: Golgi membrane. Gene Ontology annotation, biological process: glycosaminoglycan biosynthetic process.
UUAGCCAUGCUGGCAAUUCAUGUGUAGUGAAUUUUAUAUAUAUAUAUAUUUUUUUUAAAUUAUGUUUCAUAAGAAGAAAGGAUAUUUGUAGUGAUAUCCUAUGUUUAUUUGCUAUUGUAUUGUAAUUUUUUUUAAACGAUCAUUUGACUGCGUGUGAACAGCGAAAUGAACGUAAAUGCUACGCACAAUGAUUUGCUCGUUUGAUUCAGUUACCGAUUUUAUUCAUUUCAACCGACCGAAGAGCUCAGGGAGUUAUACUGAACCAAAUGCCUCGCGUUAUUUGUUAGCAAGCGAAUUGUCUGCAGCAAAUCAUUGUUCCUCGAUAACUGUUGAGCUAGCCAGUCUGCUAACAUUUCGCAUUUGUGUUAGCUCAGCGAAAUAGCUACAGACAGAAGCAAUGCCCAGGUAACUGUCAUCAAUGCAUUCGACACCUAGCGUUGUGUGACACUGUCAGUCUCCCCACCAUGAAACUGGUUCGCCUCCUGUGUCGUCACAAGACGGCUCUGGCCAUUGCAGGAGUCUGCCUGUUCGCUGUAGUCGUCCUCUUCCUCGCCAAGUGUACCUCCGAGACCCUGAAACAGGGCCAGGUCGACCCUCCAGGCUUAGCACCCCACGCUGCCCACUCCCGGCCCAGAGCAGAGCACCCCAAGCCCCCCAAAGACCUCUCAGCCUUCCUUGUGGUCCUCAUCACCACAGGACCCAAGUACACAGAGCGGCGGAGCAUUAUCCGCAGCACAUGGCUGACUAAGAAGGACCCGGAGGUUCUAGCUAUGUUUGUGGUGGGAACCGAGGGUCUACCGGCCGAGGAUAUGCAGAACCUCAACACAGAGCAGGGCCGACACAAAGACCUGCUCUUACUCCCCGAGCUGCGGGACUCGUAUGAGAACCUGACCCUGAAGCUGCUGCACAUGUACACCUGGCUGGAUCACAAUGUAGACUUUAAGUUUGUUUUAAAAGCAGAUGACGACACCUUCGCUCGCCUGGACCUGCUGAAGGAGGAGCUGAAGACUAAAGAACCCAGCCGGCUGUACUGGGGGUUCUUCUCAGGCCGCGGUCGUGUCAAAACUGCGGGGAAGUGGAGGGAGUCGGCUUGGGAGCUGUGUGACUACUACCUACCCUACGCCSUAGGUGGAGGGUAUCUGCUCUCCUGCGACCUAAUCCACUACGUGCGCAUCAACGCUGCCUUCCUCAAGGUGUGGCAGAGCGAGGACGUGUCGCUGGGGGCUUGGCUGGCCCCCGUGGACGUCAAACGGACGCACGACCCACGCUUCGACACGGAGUACAAGUCAAGGGGCUGUAGUAAUAAGUACCUGGUGACCCACAAGCAGAGCCUGGAGGAUAUGUUAGAGAAACAYCAGACACUGCAGAGAGAUGGGAGGUUGUGUAAAGAAGAGGUUAAACUCKGACUGAGUUAUGUAUACGACUGGAGCGUCCCGCCAUCCCAGUGCUGCCAGAGGAAGGAUGGAGUACCCUGAUAACCCCUGACCAUCCUCACCAAUGUUUCCCCAAGCAGUAUGGUGUUCUCCCUCAGCCUUGCUCUGUCGUCCCCCACCUCCCCUCUUGUUCUGUUGCCCCUCAACUAAAACAUUUGUUGCCUUCGGUUGAAAUCCAUAGAAGGUGUCUGUUAUGGCAGCCCYCCUAUGAAAAGACCUGAGGAAAACACUGUUCCCUUUUUAUAUGUUUACUUGUUUAUUUAUUCUGGAGCCCUCACUGACUAAACUGAAACCACAGAAUAGGACAGGAGUCAAUYUAUUUAUUAUUAACAGCAUGUUGGGAGCGAGUGUACUUAAAGGAACUGGUAUUCAGCUUACUGGUAGGACAAUAAAGAGACCCAAGUUUGAGUUUAUUUUUACAGGGACCGUGCACAUUAAUCAACGUUUCAGUGAAAGUGCCGAUUUGAGCCAUUUUUAGCUAAUUUUCCACCACAGUCCCUYGGCAGGUUAUUAAAAACAAUUACAAUAAGAAUACAAUCAAUGAGCAGUAAACACACGCAGAGCAACAUAGGACAAGCAACACGUAGCAUGCAGACAGAGCAAUAGCACAAAAAGCAACAAAAUACAUAAUAGCUACAAAUAACAAAUAGCAGUACACAGCUUGGGAUUAUGUUCACAAGUGUGAUUGGCCUUGAGCAAUGUCUUCAUGUUUUUUGGGAAGUUGUGAUAGGUGCAGUUGUGUGUGUCUGAUGGCAGUGUGUUCCAGACUCAGGAAGCUCUCACAGAAAAAGCAGAUUGACUAAAGGUGCUUUUCCUUAAACGAACUGUACAGUCACCUCUCAUGGCAGACCUUGUGGAUCUGCU